Rhagoletis zephyria (snowberry fruit fly) is the source of this 511-nucleotide messenger RNA. The record is from RefSeq and is a predicted model, not a curated record. NCBI's taxonomy places the organism in Eukaryota, Metazoa, Arthropoda, Insecta, Diptera, Tephritidae.
AUGCUCUGCGGCGGGUCGAUCAUCACGCCCAAUUGGAUUCUGACUGCUGCUCAUUGCAUUUCUUCCGAGCAGACCGGUCAGUACCACGCGACGGCCGUCGAGGUGGUCGCCGGUGCGCUGAACCGCUUCACCAGUGAGUCUAGCAGGCAAUCGCGAAAUGCCGACUGUGCUCUCAAGCACCCCAAGUGGACGGGAGUACGCGGUGGCUUUGCCAACGACAUUGCCCUCAUUCGCGUGCCCACCAACCGACCCUUCAACUUAAAUGGCGCCCAGGUGAAGGCCAUUUGCCUGCCACCCAAGCGGGAGCCACCCUUUGACUACACCGGCAUUGCCCGAGUCGCCGGCUGGGGCCUCACCCGAGAUCGAGGGUCGCCCUCGCGAACGCUGCAGUUCACUGAUGUGAGCAUCAUCUCGGACAACAAGUGCCGCCAGUACCCGUACCCGGUGAACAUACUCAACUCAAUGGCCUGCCAGGGCGUGGACACCAGCUCGCCCUGUCAGGGUGAUUCGG